UCCUCGCUGAAAAAGUACCUCGACACUACGAUUAACAAUAAAAAAGUGAAAAUAAAAUUUUUCAUUUCAAAAUAAUUAAUUACUAGCGUGACAUAGAAGGAAAUAAUAUAAGCUCACUAGCACGAAUUUUUCAACGCCACUUAAGCUAAUUAUCACGGGACAAUUUUAUCCGUAAUACUAAACGAGUAAAACACGUAACAAUACAAGCAAUGGCCAAUUAAUUAUUAAUUAAUUAAUUAAUUAAUUAUAAAUAACCGCGAAUUUUUGUUCCUCUCUGCCAGUCCGCGAAAUUUUUCACACCUGCACCAUCUCAUUUUGCGUUUAUUCAGACUCCGAAUUUGAAAAAUAAAUGGAAUCAACGGAAGAUUUGAUAAAAGUUGUGAUCAAUAAGAACAGUAAAAUAAAUACAGAAACAAUAAAAAACUUAUUGAAACCCAUGACGUUGAUUUCAUGGAUUCUUUCUGCCGGAAUAUGUCACCCAGAUUGUUCGAAAAUAACAACAAUACUAAUACGUAUCAUAAAUUUGAUAAUUUGUACUACAAUAGUUGCUUACGGCGCGUUAGAUUUUUUCUUCUUUGAGAACGUAUUCAAAAGUGAUACAUUCAAAAUAAUGUAUUACACAAAUAAAGUGACAUGUUAUGUGUCAUCAUACUGGUGCGUAAUACAAGGAAUCGCGCAGCACAAAAAAUGGCCGGUGUUGGUUCACAAAAUGGUGGCGAUUGACAAAAAAAUGAGCAGACAUGCUUUCAUGGAAUGCAAUAAUCGUUUGAUAUAUAAGUUCCAAAUAUUUUCAGUGAUCACUACUGUCAUAAUGGGGCCAUUUUCACUUAUUUGUCAUGUGGUUUAUUACUACAACAUUCGGCCCGAAGAUCUUUUUGCGUCUGAUCUAUUGCUCUAUCAUACAAUCGCCCAAUCAUUAUCUAUGAAUCUGUAUUUUGAUAUUAUAGUUUUGUUUAUUUAUUCAAGAUUGAAGGGGCUCAAUAAUGGAAUUAAAAAAUUCCAUGGCUGCAGUUCGGGGACUGUUGUAUUGGAAAUACGACGAAUUAGAGAAAUUUAUAGUGGUAUUUGCAAUCUUGUGAGAUACGUUAACAACAUUUAUGGUGUCCACUUACUCCUGAGUACCUUAAACUCAUUUACAAUGGUCGUGGCGACCUUAUUCAGAAUAUACAUGGGCGUCGUUGAAGAAAAAAAUAUUUUCAUCCUAAUUAAUAACUUAAUAUGGAUUAUUUAUACCGUACAGGUGACAUUAAACUGUUUCGUUUGCACAUUCGUCCGAGGGCAAUCCAAAAAAACCGAAAUCAUAACUCACAAAAUAAUUAUUAGACGGCUGUCAAAGUGUCCGAGACCCUAUGAAUUAUAUUCAGUAGACGUAAAUCGGUCAUGUGAUCCGGAAAUUUAUUUACAACGAGAAAUAAAUAAUUUUUCAUCCCAACUUCAUCACUCGACAAUGAGUUUCAAUGCGUGUGGAUUUUUUUUAAUCGACAAUAAACUUUUACGAAGCUUUAUCGGAGUCAUUACAACUUAUUUGAUAAUUCUCGUACAAUUUUAUGUACCAGAAGGAAAAAAUAUCAAUAAACUUCAUACUAAUGAGACAAGUGAAUCGUAAAAAAUAAUCAAUC
Molecule: messenger RNA, 1619 nt
Organism: Microplitis mediator
Lineage: Eukaryota; Metazoa; Arthropoda; Insecta; Hymenoptera; Braconidae
Product: gustatory receptor 68a-like
Exons: 4
Coding region: 350-1606 (418 amino acids)
Biological process (GO): sensory perception of taste
Cellular component (GO): dendrite; neuronal cell body; axon
Source: RefSeq, a predicted model, not a curated record